Molecule: messenger RNA, 2825 nt
Organism: Lotus japonicus
Lineage: Eukaryota; Viridiplantae; Streptophyta; Magnoliopsida; Fabales; Fabaceae
Product: quinolinate synthase, chloroplastic
Exons: 7
Coding region: 270-2375 (701 amino acids)
Biological process (GO): 'de novo' NAD+ biosynthetic process from L-aspartate
Cellular component (GO): chloroplast
Molecular function (GO): 4 iron, 4 sulfur cluster binding; quinolinate synthetase A activity
Source: RefSeq, a predicted model, not a curated record
AAAAGAUGUCCCAUGAAUAAGGGUCAUUGUCCCAUUUCCCACUGAGAAAGGUCAUAUAGAUGGGAAUAGAAUAUGGAAAAAAAAGGAAGACAUUGCCAUUGGGGACCAAGAUCUUCAACUUGGGUCCUUCCACUGAUUCCUUGCCACUUUGAGGAAAGUGCAGUUUCUACUUUCUAUAUGAUCUUGCUUCUUCUCAACAACCCUCCCACUCUUGCACUUGUUGACACAACCUCCCUUCACAUUCCCACCACUCUUCUUCCGCCGCCGCCAUGGCCGUGUCUGCUUCUUCCUCCAUCUUUUCAUUCUCACCGAACCCGAAUCCCGUUCCAAUUCCAAACCUCACACCGUUCAAACCCUGUCACAUACCUUUCAUCAAACACCUCAAAUGCAUCCGAACCCAUCAUCAAACUCCUUACAAGCCCAACCCAUUUUCGUGCCACGCUCUCGCUUCCGAGACCGCCGAGCUCGCUGUCCCGUCCAAGCUCCGGCGCCUGGCGGAGGAGUUUCGCUCCCUGCCGGAGCCGGUGGAGCGGGUGAAGCGGCUGCUGCACUACGCGGGGCUGAUGGCGCCGAUGGAGGAGGUAACCCGGGUCGACGCGAACCGGGUCAUGGGGUGCACGGCGCGGGUGUGGGUGGAGGUGAGGAUUGACGCGGAAGGGAAGGUGAGGCUGGCGGCGGAUAGUGACUCCGAGAUCACGAGGGGGUUCUGCGCGUGUUUGGUUUCAGUGCUUGAUGGGUCGGAGCCGGAGGAGGUUCUGGAGGUGAAAACGGAUGAUUUGUUGGCUUUGAAUGUUGGGUUUCCGAGUACGAGUCGUUCAAGGGUGAAUACAUGGCAUAACGUUCUGGUUACCAUGCAGAAGAGGGUGAAGCAGUUGGUGGCUGAGAGAGAAGGGAAGGUGCCGUUUGAGGCUUUUCCUUCAUUGGUUGUUUCUGUUGAUGGGGUUCUUCCAAAGGGCAGCUACGCUGAAGCACAGGCAAAAUACCUGUUCCCUAAUGAGUCAAAAGUUAAUGAGCUAGUCAGUGUGCUGAAGGAGAAGAAAAUUGGUGUUGUUGCGCACUUUUACAUGGAUCCUGAAGUCCAAGGCAUUUUAACUGCUGCUCAGAAGCUGUGGCCACAUAUCCAUAUAUCUGAUUCACUGGUCAUGGCAGAUUCAGCAGUCAAGAUGGCAAAAGCUGGAUGCCAAUUCAUAACAGUGCUAGGUGUGGAUUUUAUGUCAGAAAACGUGCGCGCCAUCCUUGAUCAAGCUGGUUUUAAUGAGGUCGGUGUGUAUCGGAUGUCCAAUGAUCUAAUUGGCUGUUCUCUGGCUGAUGCUGCAGCUACUCCGACUUAUAUGGAGUAUCUUGAAGGAGCUUCUAGGUCUACUUCUUUGCAUGUCACGUACAUUAACACUACGUUAGAGACAAAGGCAUAUGCUCAUGAGAUUGUUCCAACAAUAACUUGUACUUCAUCAAAUGUUGUCCAGACUAUUCUACAGGCAUUUGCUCAAGUGCCAGAUUUAAACGUAUGGUAUGGGCCUGAUUCUUACAUGGGUGCAAAUGUCGUAGAAUUGUUCCGACAAAUGACAAAAAUGACUGAUGAAGAGGUUACUGCCUUACAUCCUGAGCACAGUGUUGACUCAAUUAGAUCAUUGCUACCACGACUUCACUAUUUUCAGGAUGGGACAUGCAUUGUUCAUCAUCUAUUUGGCAAUGAAGUUGUGGAGAAGAUAAAAGAAAUGUAUUGUGAUGCAUUCCUUACUGCCCAUCUUGAGGUACCUGGAGAGAUGUUUUCAUUGGCAAUGGAAGCAAAGAGAAGGGGAAUGGGCGUAGUAGGCUCCACACAGAAUAUUUUGGAUUUCAUUAAAGAUAGAGUUCAGGAAGCUUUGGAUAGAAACAUCAAUGACCAUCUCCAGUUCAUUUUAGGAACAGAAUCAGGGAUGGUGACUUCAAUUGUGGCAGCAGUUCGAAGUUUGUUGGAGCCUGCAAAAUCCUCUCCUCAAGGAGCAAAAGUUACAGUUGAAAUAGUCUUUCCAGUUUCAUCUGAAUCAAUCUCAACAACAACAACCUCAAGUCUCAAUCCUGCUGGAAUGGGUGAUAUCAUACUUCCUGUUUUACCAGGAACAGCUAGCGGAGAAGGUUGUUCCAUUCAUGGUGGCUGCGCAUCUUGUCCAUACAUGAAGAUGAAUUCUCUCAGCUCACUGUUGAAAGUUUGCCGACAGCUACCGGAUAAAGAAAAUAACCUUUCUGCGUACAAGGCAGAGCGAUUUCAGGUGCGGACUCCAAAUGGAAAAUCAGUGGCAGAUGUCGGAUGUGAACCAAUUCUGCACAUGAGGAACUUCCAGGCUAGUAAAAAGCUUCCAGAGAAGCUGGUUGAUCAGAUCCUUCAUGCCAAAUAAAGUGGAAGGUCGAUGUGAUCAACUUGAGAAAUAAUGUUAUUGCAGACAGAUUUUUGCUGCUGUCUUGUGAGCAAUUCCAAGAAGUUGCAACAAAUGGCAAUCGUUGCUACAGCCAGAUUUUGUUGUAUGGUAGUUUCCCUUCCCAUAGGGUCAGGGAGCUCCUUAUAUUGAAUAUUUAGAUAGGAUUACUAAUCAGCUAUAAAGCCUGAUACUUGAUACGACACAACAUGGAUACAAGGACAUGGAGAAUUCUUUAAAUCUCAAGAUAUAUGUUCACUCUUACAUUCAUGAUAUACAUUCUUAGAUUGAACGGAAAAAAACUUGUACUUCAAUGCAAUUUAAUCACACCUAUACUUCUACUUCAAGUUCUUUUAUCAUUCAUGUGUAUAAAUUAACACUCAGACUCAAGUGUUAGUCAUUUAAGUUCUUAUUCACAUUUUCACGUCUGAA